Molecule: messenger RNA, 273 nt
Organism: Brugia pahangi
Lineage: Eukaryota; Metazoa; Nematoda; Chromadorea; Rhabditida; Onchocercidae
Source: the annotation of a GenBank genome assembly
AUGGUCAGCGGAAGACGUGAUAUUAAAGCAAAUAUAAUUUUCAUGAAAGAAAUCCAGCAAGUUUUCGAAUAUCCGCACAUUUCAAGCAGUGAAAUCAACAAUGCAAAUAGCAUUGGUGGUACAGGAUAUUUUGUUACUUCUAUGAAUGAGUUACAACUUCAUGUGGAGGUUUUUGUGAGUUUUCGUGCAGUUGUGGUUUCGGGUACAGAUUCAUUCCAUUUACUUCAAGCAAAAUUUUUGAAUAGCCCGAUUUUUUUUUCAGUUUACAAAUAA